AUGACAACUACAUCAGCUGAUGAUAUCUGGUGGCAUUUUAAAUCUUCCGUCAAGGUAGGCCAAACAGAACGCUUUGUCAUCAGUUAUCAGCUAUACGAUGAUGAGGAAGGGCUGCCUCCAGAUUUGUCCUUGAAUUCUUUGUGGUUAAACAUCCAAAACAUCGAGAGUAUCACAUUUAGGGCAGCGUACCUUAUGGGUCCGUAUUUACUUUACUGUGAUGUGCGCACCGGCGAUUACCACCAUUCCCAACGACACUUUGUUUCUGCAGACCAACCACAAUUCGAGCCCAUGCUGCAACCACAGCAAAACUUUUGUGCCGAAUUAUCCCUACACAACCUAAAAAAGAAGUAUGUGUGGAUCGUGGACGUGGCAAGCCAAAUUAUAUUCACCAAUACCAGCCAAGUCGGCUUCGAAAUCACAGUUGGAUCAUCCAAAAAAAGUGUACAAAGCUUUUCCAGUAAUGCAUCAAUGACAGUCUCUCCUUCUUCCAAGCUGAGCGUCACACGUCUCACGUCACUCGAUUUGUGGAAUUUGAAUGAUCAAAUCUCGCCUAAUGUAGCUCAAAAUGAGCACUUGGUUGUGUUGACACAUGGCUUGCAUUCCAAUGUCCCUGCAGAUCUCUUCUAUCUGAAAGAGCAAAUUGAGAAGUGCCAAAAGUACUAUACAAACGAGCAAAUAGUAGUGAAAGGCUACACGGGGAACGUUUGCAAGACAGAAAAAGGUGUUAAAUACCUGGGAACAAGGCUGGCUGAACACAUUGUGAAAGAACUCUAUCACGAGCGCGUUAAGAAAAUAUCGCUGGUUGGUCACUCUUUGGGCGGCCUCGUGCAAACUUUUGCGAUUGCUUAUAUCUCAGUGAACUAUCCUUGGUUUUUCGAGAAAGUCGAGCCUAUUAAUUUCAUAACCCUUGCAUCGCCUCUCUUGGGAAUAGUCACCGACAAUCCCGCCUACGUCAAUCUUCUGCUGACAUUCGGGAUUGUUGGCAAAACCGGGCAGGACUUGGGUCUCAAAGAGCUACACGAAGGCGAUAAGCCACUUUUGUACUUCCUUCCUGGCGAACCAACCAAAGAGAUACUUAAGAGGUUCAAGCGCCGCACUCUUUAUGCGAACGCUCUUAAUGAUGGUAUAGUACCACUUUAUUCUGCAUCUUUAUUGUUCUUGGAUUACCCAGGCAUAUUAGAACAAUUAGAAUUCGACAAGGGUAUUCAACAAAGACUAGGGAUUCCUACCGACUUCAUCAAAAAAAAUUUACUGUCGCCUAUAUACAAAGCGAUCAAUCUUUGGGCUCCGCAAAAGUUUCCUGACGAUGGCUCUUCUAGAAUACCGAAAUCAUCAGUUAUUGAUUCAGCAACGUCGGUUUUGAUGCCACCUCUGCCUGACAAAGAUUAUAUCAUGGAUCCCAGAUUUCGAGACAAUGUUAUUAUCCAUGACAAAAUCUAUUCGGAUGAUGAUCUCCCCGAAAGGGAGUCUGACCACGAGAAAGAGAUGUUAGGCAGCAAUAAUGUCUUACUGCGGACGUUUACCGCUAACUCGGGAAGUCCGACACAAAAUUUAGAAGAGAAGAUUGCAAGACGUUGGCAUGAAGGUUUAAAAUGGAGAAAGGUAGUAGUACGGCUUAAGCCUGACGCCCAUAACAAUAUUGUCGUAAGAAGGAGAUUUUCAAAUGCAUAUGGCUGGCCAGUAAUUGAUCAUUUAACACAAAACCACUUCAAUAGCCUUGAUGGUGACAUCGAGCCGUUUUCUAAUGAUUUAACAGUAACAGAAACCAACAAACGUGCAGCUGAUCACAAGUGGGUAAAUACUGUUGACAAGAGAAGCGUGUUUGAUGUAGGUCCAACAGGCAUGAUAUCUACCGUAACUGACAUUCUGGAUUCAUUAGGCAAAAACAACUUUGUAUUGAAUCACAACUUGAAUGAUACUCGCGGGCGGGAAAGCUCUUUUGAUCAGGAGAAUCUUUUUAAAUAUGACAUUGAAGGUACAGAUCUAACCUAA
Lachancea dasiensis is the source of this 1992-nucleotide messenger RNA. The record is from the annotation of a GenBank genome assembly. NCBI's taxonomy places the organism in Eukaryota, Fungi, Ascomycota, Saccharomycetes, Saccharomycetales, Saccharomycetaceae.